UUGCAAUUGAAGUUUCUCUUUAGGUUUAGAAAUUAAUCACAAAAUGUUGAACAGCUUAGAAGAACAGUUUAAGUGGUCUGUGAUAAUUACUGCAUCAGUUUUGUUCCUUGGGGUGGUUUCAGGAAAGUCUGUGAAAUAUAACUUCGAGGAGAUAUACCAGGAGGCGCCGUGCCUGGCUCGCGACGGGCUCUGCACGCCGCUGCACGAGUGUCCGAUGCAGUCGCGCUUCCCCGCCCGGGGGCUGUGUCCGAGACAGCAGGACCAGGGCAUCGACUGCUGCAAGGAAUGUGAGUGCGAAAUAACCUGA
Plutella xylostella (diamondback moth) is the source of this 307-nucleotide messenger RNA. RefSeq names its product U-scoloptoxin(19)-Sm1a-like. NCBI's taxonomy places the organism in Eukaryota, Metazoa, Arthropoda, Insecta, Lepidoptera, Plutellidae. The record is from RefSeq and is a predicted model, not a curated record.